This is a messenger RNA of Dicrocoelium dendriticum, 1422 nucleotides long. NCBI's taxonomy places the organism in Eukaryota, Metazoa, Platyhelminthes, Trematoda, Plagiorchiida, Dicrocoeliidae. The record is from the annotation of a GenBank genome assembly.
GUCACACCCAUCCAUGUGGCGUAUGCCGUCCGCUCGAUAAGAAAGCAGAUCCAAAUUUUAUCGGUCGAUAAAAACUAACUUAAGUAGCUUGCCAAGCGCCAAUGUGUAUAACCCAUCCCAGCAAAUCCUUGUGGUGUGUGGUGGAUUUUUACGCGUUUUUAUAGAUGGAACGGCCCACACGACAUCCAACGACGUCGAUAUGCGCACAGUUGGCUUUGAAUAACGCCCAUUACUUGAGUGACAUUAAAUCCCAAGUUUCGCCGGUUACGUCAUUGGUCCAAUUAAUUACAACGUAUUUUCUCCAAUUAGUGACUCGGUUCAGUGGGAACAUGGAGAGGAAUAACAUAGUGAAUCCCAACUUCUACGGUGACACGACGCUAACUUCAAACACAGGUAAAACAUCCGGACAGGUUGAGGAUAAAAAUAGUUGGAUUCCGUAUUGCUCCCAUGAUUUUUCUGUCCAACAACUAACGAGGUUUGGACACUGGACUGAGACCCCAGAGAAAAUAGCUGCAAACCAACGAGAACACGGCAGCAGUGAAAUGACCAUCUCGUUGUCGACACUACCCACCUACAAUGAUUCCCAUCAAAACCCUUGGAUGGGCAACUCGGCACUAGUGGAUAUUGAAGAAUCAGAAAAUUGGAAAAAUGCGGACCCUUAUGCACACUUGUUACCCACCGGAGUAAAGAGUGGGUUGCAGAAGGACUGUCACUCACUGUUUUGGUGCAACCAUCCGGGUUGCAGUAGGAUGUUUUGCAGCAGAACCAGCCUUCUCCGGCACCGCAUGAUCCACGACCCGAAGCUACCAUUCCCAUGUGAGUACCCACAAUGCACCCGUCAGUUUCACUAUCGAUCGGAGCUGGCUCGUCAUCAGCUAACUCACAGUCGGAAAUCCCACUCUAGUCUGCGAAACACUUCACCCUUCAGUGAUGUCACAAGUAAAACCGUACUUGAGGGUUUCACCAAAGGUCAAUAUGUCUGCGAUCGUCAGGGCUGUGGUAAGCGCUUCAGCACCAGCGUAGUCCUCUCUCGCCAUCGCCAAACGCACCAGAGUAGAAAGGAGCGCACCGCAUUUGUGUGCUCGUACCCCGACUGUAACCGAACAUUUUUACGACAGUACAACAUGGAGGAGCACAUGAAUACUCACACGGGCGCACGGCCCCACAAAUGUCGCUUCCCCGGUUGCAAUAAGCGUUUUCGACAGCGGUCCGCUCUUUGUCAUCACAAGACCGUGCAUAGGGAGAGACCACGGCAGCUGCGCCCUCCAAAGAGCUAUGAGCGCAAAAGUUGCACACGUGACGCGGCACGACACCAGGUAAACAUGCAGCUGCGAUCCACUUUACAUGUCAUUUGACCAACAGACCCUGGAACACAAUAUUUGUUACUUAUGUAAUAUGCACAAUUCUAUUGAUCAUGCUUGG